AUGCAGAUGGAUCAGGAGGUGACUACGGUGAUGGGUAUAGGUUCCGGUACUCCGACAAACUCCGCUCGGGAGAAUACAUUCCCUGGAACAUCCGUUGCUGAAGCCUCCUAUAACUUGCAGGCGGCUGAGGCUCAACUUGCUGCCUCGCCCUUUGAACCGGAAUUGCGCUACCAACAGGCCGACGCGAACGCCUCCGAGGUUCCCUCGGCAUCUAGUCAGCAUCUUCGUCCGACACCGGAACCGACGCCACCGCAGUACUUUACCUCCGUUCCUGGACGCUCCCAACCGCUCAGUUCCCCGCACACUCCCAAUCGUCCACAGAGGGUGGGAUCCAGUCUGGAACCCUCGACCACCCACCUUGACGACGUGAUUGCUCAUGUGGUCUCUGAUGCGGUCGCAUAUGCCAACCAACCUGGUGAUACAGGUCCCGCUAUGUCUCCACGUCAGCGUCAGCUUCAACCUCCAGGUUCCUACGUCUCCAGCCAGAUGAGUGACUCGCCUUCGCCGUUUCAACAACACUGCACCUCUCCUGGUAUACAACAGGUGGGUAGCCAACACCGUGCCGUCAUGUACGCGAACGCCCCGGUAAUGCGUCCAUCGCCUUCGCCUGUGGAUUCCCAACACCCUGAGUACGUGGGCUCCCCUUACGAUCAUCAUCAGCAACAACAACAACUUCAACCACAGAAUGUGGAAAUGAACUCGGGCAUGUUCGGAACACACAAUUCGGAAGUUCCUCUUAACUCUACAAUUUUCCCGCCGGAAAUGCCUUCUCCUUCACCGCACCCUCCACGACCCCCUUACGGUUCACAGACGGCCGUUUAUAACUACGUUCCCCAGUCCCCCUAUACUUCGCAGUCGGGCGGUGAAAGUACUCCCUCGUCUCACGAAGUCCUCAUGGAAAUAAUAUGCAGUAGUAUGUAUUCUCCAUCCCGCCUCCUAACCCCCACAACCACCAAAGUGGCAGCAAUUAUCCCCCUCCCUUUUCGAUGCUCACUGCAGCCUGUAACGGCCAUUUGUGGCACUUUACAACAACAACAGCAACAGCCCUGUCGUCUGACUUCUCCACUGCCUGACGAAAACCACUUGCCUUGCAUGUACACAGUCUACCCUCCGCGUUCUCACUUGGCUCCGUCUUCUCUGCUCACCCCCUCAACUUAA
Dibothriocephalus latus is the source of this 1158-nucleotide messenger RNA. The record is from the annotation of a GenBank genome assembly. NCBI's taxonomy places the organism in Eukaryota, Metazoa, Platyhelminthes, Cestoda, Diphyllobothriidea, Diphyllobothriidae.